UCAUUUAGAAUGCAUUAUACAAGAGCGCGGGCAGAGAAAUUCAUGAAUGAGAGAAUCAUUGUUCUGACGACUGUCCUGGCUUUAACGACCGGUUUUUCACGAGGACUGAAUUGCAGCGGCGAUCCCUGUAUGUACGGGAUUUGUUUAGAGGACGCGAACAGCACCUACUCCUGCUAUUGCAUCGACGGUUAUACCGGAAUCAACUGCGAAAUUAAUUGGGACGACUGUUGGUCUAAUCCAUGUCUGAACGGAGGGACGUGCAACGACGCCGUUGCAGCGUAUAAUUGCACCUGUGCAGAGGGUUUUGUAGGCAUAAAUUGCGAACAGAGGUACAGCGAAUGCACGAACCAACCGUGUCUGAACAACGGGACAUGCUUGGAUUACGAUGGUAUCAUUUGCCAGUGUCCUGAUGGAUAUUCAGGUGAUUAUUGCGAAAUCGACGCCUCGGUUUGCAACGACACUAUAUGUAAAAAUGGAGGCGAAUGCGUGGAAGGGCCUGGAUUCUCUUUCUUUUGUCGUUGUCCCGAAGGCUGGACAGGUCGACUAUGCGACGAGGACAUCGACGAAUGCGUUGCAUCCCCGUGCAAAAAUGGUGGUCUAUGUAUUAACAUACCCGCUUCGUAUACAUGCGCCUGCUUAUUCGGAUAUACCGGCAAAGAUUGCGACAAAGUAAUCGUGCCCUGCGAGGAGAAUCCCUGCAAAAACGAUGCAGUAUGCUUGUUCGAGGACGAACGACCGAUUUGCUAUUGCGUCCCGGACUAUCAUGGAAUGUUAUGCGAGCUAAAAUACGACGACUGCGAGUCCAAAUUCGCCAACUGCGAGAACGGCGGUUCAUGCAUCGACGGCAUCAACAGUUUCGUUUGCGCUUGUCCGGCAUUUUACAGCGGACCGUUUUGCAAUGUACACGAUCUUCCAUCGACCUCUUCGACGCUUGAGACUGAUAACGAUAAGAUCACUGCCAGUACAUCGUUUUCACAGAGAUCGUCGACGCAAUCGGGAAGUGAUACGUCACCACUACCGACCAGCUUCACGACUACGCAAUCUCCGACAUCCCUUAAAAAUACCAACCGUUCAUACACAAAAUGGUACUAUCUCACCGAAACACCAUCCAGCAUAGGCAAGAAUGGCGUUACCUUUUUCGAUAGCAGCGGAAGCACUAGUACAGAAACUACACAAUUAAUCACCGAUAUAUCCUCGGUGUAUACCGUUGGAAGCAAAGAAAUAUCUCAGAGCGAAACGGUCUCGUUAGAGCCGCGAACAUUUCCUGAUAUUUCGAACGAAGUCUCGCCGAUGUCUUUGACGGUGAAGAUCGAGCCGGAAUAUACGACGCAAAAGUCAAUUCGUAACGAAAGUACCACUGCCGGAAGCACGACUAUUGAGACUACGUAUCAAGAAGAAGGUACUGGAACGUUUGUGUCCAUCGGUGAUACAACAAUUUCUGAUGCGAAUAGCACGACGAGAUACUUCCCAACUACAAAAUAUUACCCUGUGGUAACUACAUCUUCUGAAAAAACUACCGAAGGAACCACAGCAGCGGCAGGAAGCGAUAAAAGCACUUCAUUUUCUACUGUCACGUGGUCCUCAAGUUUUACAGAGUUCUGGCAGAACAAAAGUUCCGAGCCGAGUUUAAUAACAACAGAAGUGCCAAAAACUACGGCUUCCUCAUUUACAGAUAAAUGGACAUACACGCCGCCAUUAAAAUCUUCAAACACAGAUACGGAAAGUUCUACGUUCGCGUACACUAAUAACGUUCCUUUGUUGUUAACAAGUAGUACCUCAACAAGGCCAAUAUUCGAGGAAGUUACCACCGAACUGGAACAGUUGUCGACCCAAGGUCAGCCAUCGACGACUGAACAAAAUAGUACUAAAUGUUACGGUAUGCUGUGUACAAAUUCCACGGUAACACCCACCCGUAACGACAGCAAGUGUAAUUGUUCUGAUCGCGGUGACUGUAAAACCGAUCCAAGUAUAACACGUGCAGCCUUCAAUGGGAAAUCUUAUGUAAGACAGCACGCCGACGUAGAGCUGUCGGAUGACAAUAAUGCAACGUUAAAGAUUUUCGUAAGGCUCAGAGCGCGUUUCAAGGAUGGCAUUAUAUUGCACGUUUACUUUGACAAUGAGAAAUAUGCUUUGGUGUAUUUGGAAUAUGGCGCUUUGAAGUUCCAAUUCUCUUGCGGGCUUGAGACUAUGUUACUCGGCGAGAUCGAUUCACCCAUUGACAACGGAUACGAAGUAGAUAUCGAUACAAGAUUUCAAUACUUCGUCAGAAAUGAAACCAAUAAAUGUUCAGCACGUUUGCUGGUGAACGGGACCACGGCCAUCAGCGGCGAACAAAUUUUACCACUGCGUGGAAACCUUCCACGACAUGCAAAUUUACAUUUAGGCGGCAUACCAUUAAUAUUUACGCACUAUUUCUCCCAUGUAUCCAUGGGAUUUACUGGUUGCAUGGACUCCUUAAAGAUAAACGAUGUUCAGCGUCAUUUCAUUCGCGAUUCGACAGAAACGUUUCAAAUCGAGGAUUGCGUUUCUUUUCUGUGUUUGUCGAAUCCGUGUCAAAAUUUCGGUGCAUGCGAGGAAACGAAUGGCGCGGUACGUUGCAGAUGUAUAGCCGGAUACACAGGCCCAUUUUGCGAACGCUCUAUGUGCGAUGAAAAUCCUUGCGCGUUAGGUGCAACGUGCAUCAGCUCGCCAGGAACGGGCUUCGUUUGCGUUUGCCCUCUUGGAACUCAUGGGCUCUUAUGCGAAGAAGAUACCGUUAUAAACCGACCAUCGUUCUCAGUACUUGUACCUGGAUUGUCGUCGUACGUGGCUUACGGUGUUUCGAAUUCUAUAAAAGAUACCAUGGAAUUAAAAAUGAAACUCAUACCACGAACUUUGGAACAAAUAUCUCUUAUAGCUUAUUUAGGACAAAGCGGAUCGCGACGUGAAUUAUCCGAUCAUCUUUCCAUAACGUAUGUCCGUGGUUACAUCAUGUUGACAUGGGAUUUAGGAGCGGGCGUACGUAGAAUAUUUACGACUGUUCCUUUGAGUGCAACAACAAUGACAACAACAGCAAACAGGAGUUAUAUAGCCCAUACGGUUCAGGUUGGAAGAAGAGGUAGAGAUGCAUGGCUUGCUGUUGAUGGCAUAGCUAAUGUGACUGGACAGGUGGUUGGAUCCAUGACCCGACUCGACGUAUCACCGAUACUUUAUAUUGGUGGAUACAAAUCGAAGAACUUCGUAUCGUUGCCCCAUGAUUUACCCCUCCAUACUGGAUUUUCUGGAUGUAUAUUUGAUAUUGAAUUACGUACGGAAAGCGCUAUUUAUCCAAUAACAAGUUCUAGCCCUGCGACGGGACGUGGCGUCGGUGAAUGCCAUAGAAACGAAUGCAUCCGUCACUCGUGCAAAAAUGGCGCAGUGUGUUUAAAUCACGGGGCUACAUAUAGUUGUAUUUGUACAAAGGAAUGGAUGGGUUCUGACUGUUCCAUACCAGUGGAAGCAUUGUCCUAUGUUAACUCAUCCUCCUGUCGCUCUUAG
Molecule: messenger RNA, 3516 nt
Organism: Colletes gigas
Lineage: Eukaryota; Metazoa; Arthropoda; Insecta; Hymenoptera; Colletidae
Gene: eys
Product: protein eyes shut
Exons: 15
Coding region: 10-3516 (1168 amino acids)
Biological process (GO): establishment or maintenance of epithelial cell apical/basal polarity; heterophilic cell-cell adhesion
Cellular component (GO): protein-containing complex; plasma membrane
Molecular function (GO): calcium ion binding
Source: RefSeq, a predicted model, not a curated record